GGGAAUAAGAACAGAGUUGAGGCCAAAAACUCCCGGAAAGAAAGAGAAGGUGCCGUUGGCGUCAUGGAACUUAUCACAUGCUGAAAAAAAAACUGUUUGCUCAUCCUUUCUUAAAAUGAAGUUACCGGAUGGAUUUUGUUCAAAUAUCAAGAAUCUGGUAAAUAUGGAAAAAUUACGACUUGUUGGAAUGAAAUCACAUGAUUGUCACACGAUAUUGCAUCAUUUGCUUCCAAUUUCCAUUCGAUCAGUACUGCAAAAAGAAGUCAGGUGCACAAUUAUUAAGUUUUGUCUCUUCUUCAAGGCAAUUUGUAGUAAAGUCAUCGAUAUAGAUAAAUUGGAAAAAAUCCAAUCUCAGUUGGUGGAAACAUUAUGCCAGCUUGAAAAACACUUCCCUCCCUCCUUCUUUGAUGUGAUGAUCCAUCUCUCAAUUCAUCUCGUGAGAGAGGUUAAGCUUUGCGGGCCAAUAUUCCUACGUUGGAUGUAUCCUUUCGAAAGAUACAUGAAGACGUUUAAGGGAUAUGUACGGAAUCCAGCUCAUCCUGAAGGAUGUAUUGCCGAGGCAUAUGUUGCCGAAGAGGCCGUCGAGUGUUUGGUAAAUUUUGAAGAAGCUACCAUUGGAUUGCCGCGAAAUCCUAGGCAAGAGCAGAAUGAUGGCAGGCCCUUAUCUGGUGCAACUAUGAUAAAGCCAAUCAAUCACGACUUGCACCUAGCACACUUGUGUUUUUUGCAAAACAGUAAUGACAUAAGGCCAUAUUUUGAGGAGCAUAUGGCAUCUUUGAUGACGAGAUUCAAACACCAUGAAAAUGAUGAAGUCUGGCUAAAAAAUAAGCAAAAUGAUACAUUCCCCACAUGGUUCAGGAAAAAGAUUGAAUCAGAAUUGUUGGACGAACACAAUACUAUAACUGACGAGAUAAGGUGGAUGGCAGAAGGCCCGAACAAGAUUGUGCCUACAUUUAGCGUAUAUAAAAUCAAUGGUGUUACUUAUAGCACGAAGGAGCGUGAUGAUAAACGGCAAGUUCAGUGCAGUGGUGUUUGUGUGGUUGCAGAUACAAUGCUUGUGCAGGGUAAACAUGUUAAGCAAGUAUGUUACAUUGAGGAUCCUCUUGAAAAAAAUUGGUCUGUUGUGUUGAAAUUACCGGAAAAGAACUACUAUGACCACUGUGAUGACGAAAAUGAUGGAUCGGUAGAAAUAGAACUUGAGAAUGAGUUACAUGUGCCAACGUUCCCGAAUGAUGACGAACAUGACGAGGAAAAAGCUAGUUAUAUGAGGGACGAAGAAGAAUGGAUCCAACUUUCAUGAUGGGUUUACUGAUGAUGUUGAUCAAGGUGAGAUGAUGUUGAU
Daucus carota subsp. sativus is the source of this 1342-nucleotide messenger RNA. RefSeq lists its product as uncharacterized. Lineage: Eukaryota; Viridiplantae; Streptophyta; Magnoliopsida; Apiales; Apiaceae. The transcript has 5 exons. The record is from RefSeq and is a predicted model, not a curated record. The coding region runs from base 116 to 1300 and encodes 394 amino acids.